Messenger RNA from Pseudomyrmex gracilis, 1523 nucleotides. It is a transcript of the gene sturkopf, whose product is annotated as lipid droplet-associated hydrolase. Gene Ontology annotation, cellular component: lipid droplet. The record is from RefSeq and is a predicted model, not a curated record. Gene Ontology annotation, biological process: lipid storage. Lineage: Eukaryota; Metazoa; Arthropoda; Insecta; Hymenoptera; Formicidae. The transcript is spliced from 4 exons. Gene Ontology annotation, molecular function: lipase activity. Bases 214 to 1149 code for a protein of 311 amino acids.
UAAAUAUACAAUUAUUCGCUUACUUCUGCAAGUGAAUUGAAUCGUGUACUACUAUGUAGUAGUUUGCAUGUGUGAUUGUGUAGGAAUCAUGUACCGUUGGAGUGGAGAGAAGGAAACUGUAACCUGUGACUGACAACGUUUUUUGCUUCUGCCCACUUUUUGUUACUGAAAGUUCAGUUCAUCUUUGCUUUGUUGUACAAGUUCAAGGUAAAAAUGCGGCAAGCGAUGAUAAACUGUAAUCAAGUGCAGACUGAGGUCAUAACUGAAGGCCGUUGGAUAGAAGAGGAUCCACAACCUCAUUCUAGCAAGCAUAUUGUGCUUGUCAUUCCCGGAAAUCCGGGUGUACCGUUAUUCUAUGAGCGCUUUGUCAAAACGCUCAAGACAAGGUUAACCCUGGACACACCUGUGUGGGUAAUUGGACAUGCUGGACAUGUUCAACCACCAGAGAAUUUGGAUAUCGCUAUGCCUAGUAACAAGAAGUGGGCAGAGUGUUAUGGUCUGUCGGCACAACUUCAACACAAGGUAGAAUUCAUAAAAAAGUACAUACCAGAAGAUGCACAGUUACAUCUUAUCGGACAUUCCAUAGGCGCCUGGUUUGUACUCAAUUUGUUAAAGAAUAAUGACAUUAACAAAAGGAUAAAAAGGUGUUAUUUAUUAUUUCCUACAAUAGAAUAUAUGGCAGAGACUCGCAAUGGAAUCUUUUUCUGUACUAUUCUAUCACGAAUUGCAUCACUGCUGGUCUUCUUAUCUUGGAUUUUCACAGCAAUAUUUCCAUUGUUUGUACAAACUUUAAGUAUACGCAUUUUUGGUAUGUUUUGGGGUAUUCCAGCCAGAUCUGUAACGGCAGUUCUGCAAAUGCUAAAUCCAAAGGUUUUAGAAAGAAUUUUUAAUCUUGGCAAAGAAGAGAUGAAAUAUGUUAGAGAAGCCGAUCAUGAGACUAUAUCAAAAUAUGCUGACAAAUUAUGGUUGUAUUAUGGCACUAACGAUAAUUGGGCUCCCAAGAAAUAUUACAGAAAUAUAAUAUCCAAGCAUUCCAAUCUGAAUGCUCAUUUAUGUCAGCGUGGUUUUCAACACGCCUUUGUAUUGAGAGAUGAUGAUGUUGAAAUAGGGCACAUUGUUGGAGAUCUCAUCAAUGAAGAUUCCAAAUAAAUAAUAAUAAUAAUGUUACACAUCUUAGGUAAAAUAAUACGUUCGGGGAUAUAUUUGUAUACUUAUAUUUAUAUAAUUUUAUAAUACUUUAUUGUUCUUAUACUUUGUUUUAUAUGAGUUUUGUUCUUAUAUAUAUAUAAUUGUUACGGAGACACAGAAUCAUAAAUAAUAUUCUCUAAUUUGUGUAAAAUGGCAAAGGGACAUAUUUAUACUUGGUUAAUUUGGUGUUGUGAUGAACUACUACUAGACCAUAAAUAUCUGAUCGUCAAUAUUUUAUGUUUAUAUGUUAUAUGUUAGGUUUGGUGCACAUAUUAUGUUAUAUGUUAUACACAUAGAAAGUACAUUUCUAGUAAAACGAUGUUGACGCAACGUUA